Messenger RNA from Parnassius apollo (apollo), 450 nucleotides. The record is from the annotation of a GenBank genome assembly. NCBI's taxonomy places the organism in Eukaryota, Metazoa, Arthropoda, Insecta, Lepidoptera, Papilionidae.
AUGGGGCCGUGUCAACCAUUUUGUCAGCCAUUUGAUUUCAAAAGCGCGCGAAACGAGCGCGUCGCUCGCCGCCGCCGGCGCCAUUUUGAUUUUAUAUUGUCGUGUGUUUGCCCCCCGCGCGUCAUUCGUCAAUGUGCAUCGAAGGAGACUGCAGUAAAUAGUUGUUCAGUGAGUGAUUUAGCACCUUAUACGUUACUGAUUUGUGAUUUUCAACAAAAAAUGGAAGAUUUUGAUGAUGAUUUGGACUACGAACUAUCGCAAUUAGAUUUAUCAGAGUAUAAUCAAAAAUGUAACACAUUAUCGAAUUGUGUACUACAAGUAUUUGACGUUGAUCUCCAUGAGACAAUAUCAAUCGCACGAACCAAAAAUCAUCAUCGAUGGCAGAUUUUAUCUGACAGUGAAGAUGAUCAGAUUCCCAUAUUACCGCCCUCACGAAAUACAGAAGUAUGA